AUGCUACUGCGUUCAUCGAUACUAGGUCUUUUCGUAGCCCUAGCUGCCGGAGAUGCUAUCAUACCCCAUGCAGUUGGACAGUACGGUGUAGCAACGUCUCAAGCGUUGCUCGUCGAUCACUCACGCAAGGAUCCUUACGCCGCGGAAGCAGGCUUGGAUAAGGACCGCGAGCUCAUGGUCUCCGCCUUCUACCCGACAAGUCUCUACAAGGACUGUGUCAAGUACAGGUCACCAUACAUGCCAUCAGUCUCUGCAGAAUUUUACGACACCACCUACGGGGCCCUUGGGAUCCCGAACGGCACUUUCGCAUCUUUGACCAUGGAGCACUGCCGUCAAACGAACCGUGGAUCUAUCGCGGGGAAAACAUUCCCCAUUGCUCUGUUCUCUCCAGGAGCUGGCAAUUCACGGCUGAUAUACAGCGCAAUGGCGCAGUCGAUCGCCAGUGAAGGCUUUGUCGUUAUUGCAAUCGACCAUCCCUACGAUGCGGAUAUCGUGGAGUUCCCAGACGGGUCAACCAUACUUGCGGCCAACAUGACCACCGAUGAAGAUUUCGCACAUUCAGUCGAUGUUCGCGCCCAAGAUGUGAGCUCUGUGCUUGACCAUCUCGAAUCUGAAAGCAAGUGGGUAUCGCAACUUCUCCCGGGUAUCUCUUGUAACCUCAACACCUCGGAGCCUGUUGUAAUGUUCGGCCACUCACUGGGCGGCGCGACAGCCGUUGCAGCAGCAAUAGCGGACUCGAGAUUGACUGCUGCGAUCAACCUAGAUGGGUCGAUGUUCGGCCGUGCAUUGUCAGAAGGAUCCAAGGUACCCAUGCUGCUGGUUGCUCAUGAUGGCAAGAACAUCACCACGGACCCCAGCUGGGAUGCGACCUGGAAAGCGACCAAGCACACGCCGAAGCUCGCUGUGCAAAUCUUGACCACUGAGCACGGAAGCUUCACCGACUUCCCAAUGAUUCUCGAUGUGGUCGAGGGCGUACCGCAAUCAUUACGCGAUCAGCUUGUUCCUUUUGUUGGUGCUUUGCCUGGACUGGUAGGAAGGGGGAUUGUAAGCAAGCUUGUGGGGCAGUUUUUCGAAUUCGCCCUCGGCCAGUCCAAGUCUGCUCUGCCUAGCUUGAGCCGCAAUGACUCGGAUUUGGUAGAGGUGCUGGGUAAACAUGUGAAGAUCUGA
Ramularia collo-cygni is the source of this 1167-nucleotide messenger RNA. Its product is annotated as related to PAF acetylhydrolase family protein. The record is from RefSeq and is a predicted model, not a curated record. The transcript has a single exon. NCBI's taxonomy places the organism in Eukaryota, Fungi, Ascomycota, Dothideomycetes, Mycosphaerellales, Mycosphaerellaceae. Gene Ontology annotation, molecular function: 1-alkyl-2-acetylglycerophosphocholine esterase activity. Bases 1 to 1167 code for a protein of 388 amino acids.